AUGGAUAGCCUGUCAAUAAAUUCUCAAACCACCGAUCGACGUCACAGCUUUCAAGAGGAAAACGUUCGUUUGGACUUCUUCGCAGAGGGCAACAUUUACAGACCGGAUGGCUCGUACUACUACGACGGCGAAAAAGUCGCCAAACUCAAGGCUAAGAUUAUGCAACUCUUGGCCGAUCUUUUCCCGCCUCAAGAGACCGAGCGACCUACCAUUAGACGUCUUGGGCAAGGCGCAUAUAAUAUGGUCGUUGGUGUGUCUGUAAUACCCAAGAUACACGCACAGAAAAGCGACUCAAGCUAUAGUGCUAGAGUAACACGACUGCUCGGUUCACCGCCCAAGCCACAGACCUUCGCACUGAGAAUUCCAGUGGAAUCAUGGUUCGAUGUGAACGGUCACUUGGGAAGUAUAAUAAGAAGCGAUAUACACCAAGAUGUAGCGACUCUAUGUGUUCUGGGUCAGCGCCUCCCGGUGCCCAUUCCCACAAUCAAAGAGUUCGACGUUACAGAGAUCAACGCCCUACGUCGGUCAUAUAUGCUGCAAAACUUUAUACCAGGUGAAAGCCUUGUGAAGCUUUGGCAUGAGAUGAACCUCGACCAAAAGGCGUCAGCAGUUCGCCAGCUGACUAGGAUCGUAGAGGCCAUUGCGUCCAUCACCUCACCAGCAGCUGGUCAAAUAUCGUUCGAAAACAUCACUUCACCCAGCUCGGAGAUCAAGCUGGACCAAAUCCUCAUUCCCACUGCAGACCAGGCGCAUCUCCAUCCAAAACUGAAUCUCCUCGAAAAGCGUGAGGCACCGCAUCAGACACCAUGCCAAUUUCUGAUCGACUGUUGUAACCGGUGGAUGAGGUAUGAGGCCCUGAUCGGCCCACCCGAUGGCUUCAGAGAGUCGCUCUGGUACAGCAUAAUUGAGAUCAUUCACGUACUCGACGACAUGGGUUGGCUAGGCGACCGCUUCCACCUUAUGCACGGCGACCUUUUCGCCCGCAAUGUAAUGGUGGAAAUCAGCAGCCGCAGUUCAGUCAAAAUCACCGGUAUCGUAGAUUGGGACAUGGCCUGCUUCGUUCCAAAGAUCAUCGCACUUCGUAGCCCGUUCUGGGCUUGGAAGGGCAUCGACUACGAUGAGUCCGAUGAAAAUAAAGUGGCGCAGGCACCUUCCGAUCGGGUAGGCAAGGCGCUAAGGACUGCAUUUUUGAGUACGGCUUCGCAGGAGUACGUCACCAUGACUUUGGAGGAUGAGGGUGUGAUCGCGCGGAAACUGUACAAUGUGGUCACAGGUGGGUUGUUGACUUCUAGAGAGCGAACAAUGGCUGCGAGACUCAUUCAACAUUGGAAUGUGAUUUGUCCUAAGGAGCAUCCCUCCAGGGUUAGGAAGUCGAAAACCGUGCAUUGA
This is a messenger RNA of Bipolaris maydis ATCC 48331, 1389 nucleotides long. RefSeq lists its product as uncharacterized. The record is from RefSeq and is a predicted model, not a curated record. NCBI's taxonomy places the organism in Eukaryota, Fungi, Ascomycota, Dothideomycetes, Pleosporales, Pleosporaceae.